Fragaria vesca subsp. vesca is the source of this 1786-nucleotide messenger RNA. RefSeq names its product BAG family molecular chaperone regulator 1-like (gene BAG2). Bases 573 to 1475 code for a protein of 300 amino acids. The transcript has 4 exons. Gene Ontology annotation, molecular function: protein-folding chaperone binding; adenyl-nucleotide exchange factor activity. The record is from RefSeq and is a predicted model, not a curated record. Gene Ontology annotation, cellular component: cytoplasm. NCBI's taxonomy places the organism in Eukaryota, Viridiplantae, Streptophyta, Magnoliopsida, Rosales, Rosaceae. Gene Ontology annotation, biological process: protein stabilization.
GAAGAAAGGUGUUUUAAAAGAGAGUCCAAUUCUCUGCAUGUAAAAUGCUUCUUGUUGCUGCUACUUUUGAGUUUCAUUUUACUUUUCUUCCCUCUGGAAAAUAAGCCAUAGGUUUUUCUUUUGACCUCUCUUUCACGUAACCUGGUGUUGAUUUCACUUGUUUCUUUAUAUAUAUAUAUAGAUAGAGAGACUGAUUAUUCUCCUGGCCAUUGGUUUUUCUUUUCUGCUUUGAAUAGAUCUCUAUCAGUUCUCUUUUUUCUCUCUCUCUUUCACUCUUUGAUUUAGUGACUUGAUCAGUUUUGGUCACUGAGUAGUUGUGUACUAAUCCAAUGCUUAGGCUAAGUUUUAUUCACUCACACCAUUCCUUUCCAACAUUUCCAUAACUGGGUUUCUUUGAUUCCAUUGUCUGGCUUUUUGGGGUUCCAAGGUUCUUUCUUCUCAUCCGGGUUACCCCUCAUUCAAGGGAAGAACAUAGAAAGCCCUCUCUGAACUUUUUCUGACAGUGUUUCUUGUUCAAGUAGUUCUUUUGAUUGUCUUAAGUUUUUGAAGAAGAUCUCAAGAGUUUGAUAUUGAUGGAGCCAACGAAGUCAAAGAUCAACAAAAUGUUUUCACCAGCAAGGAAAGGCUCUGUGGAUGGCAGGGGAGCUCCAAAUUUGGCAGACUUGGAGAUAAGACCGUGUGGAAUGUUGGUUCAAAAGCGCAAUGGGGAGACGAAUCCAACAUCUAUUUCAAUUCCCAUAAUCAGAGUUAGAGUCAAGUAUGGCUCUUCAUAUCAUGAGAUUAGUAUCAGCUCCCAUGCUAGCUUUGGAGAGUUGAAGAAAAUGUUGGCAGGACCAACUAAGCUGCAUCAUGAAGAUCAGAAGCUGAUAUACAAGAACAAGGAGAGAGAUUCCAAAGAGUUUCUUGAUGUGGCAAGAGUUAAAGAUGGAUCCAAAAUUGUGUUGGAGGAGGACAUUGUGAGAAGAGAAAAAAGGUGCAUAGAGUUGCUCAGAAAUGCAAAUUCUCAGAAGUCACUGAAAGCCUUGGCCGAAAUAAAUUUGGAAGUUGACAAGCUUGCAGGACAGGUCACAGCAUUGGAAGCAACAGCUUCAAAAGGUGGGAAAGUAGUGGAAAAAGAUGUAGAGAAUUUGACGGAGCUCUUGAUGAUGAGGUUGAUUAAACUUGAUGGAAUUGUUGCAGAAGGAGAUUUAAAAUUGCAGAGAAGAGUGCUGGUGAGAAAAGUUCAGAAGUACAUAGAGAUUCUUGAUAUGUUGAAGUACCAGAAUUCCAAAUCUAGCAGCAAUGGGGCAAAAAUUCAACUGCAGAAACAAGAUAAACCAGGUGGCCAUGUUCUGAAAGACACGAGGCCAAUGCAGAAACAGCAAGUGCCUACAAACAUGGGACAUUCUGUAAGGACAAUUCCAAAGAUGCAGCAACAACAGCAGAUGCAUUCUGAAUCGAUAGUCGUUACAACUAAAUGGGAAACUUUCGAGUGAAUCAGAAGUUGCUUGAGCAAAUCAUCCUCAAAUUUCUAUGUCCAACCAAAUGAGAAUUGUUCUUGGUGGUCAUCACUGUCUGUUCUCCAUGGAUUCCUCUUGAAAAAGUUACGGUGGGUCUCAUUAUGUUACUGUGUAUCUUAUUCUAUAAUCAUUUUUUGAGUUGUCUUUUUGCUAAGUUGUAUAUAACCUAUGGUGGAUAAGUGAAAAAGAUAAGGGGAUACAUAAAAGAAGAGAUUGGGUCAUUGGGGUGAUUCAUUGAGGAUUUAUAUAAUAGAAAUAAGGAAGUUGUUAUGUGAUCCAGUCACAAG